CAGCUCGCGAGCAGGACGCAUGCGCAUUGACAAGAAACAACCGGUCUUUAAAAAAAUCCUUAUUCCAACGGAUGUAAUCAAGGCAAAGAAUAUCUCUUAUCUCUGGGCAUACAUGGUGAAAUUGGUUUACAGCGAUAUGUCAUCAUGAUAACGAAGUUGUAAAAUUGGAUAUAACUUUACAUGGAAAAGCCCAUGGGAUCAGAGCGGAUGGAGAUGCGAAAGAGGCAGAUGUCGGUGCAGCAGGAGUCGGUGGCAGGGACCACAGCACUGGCGCAGAAUGAGCAGCCCGGCCAAGGGAACCGUGGCUCCAACGCCUGCUGCUUCUGCUGGUGCUGUUGCUGCAGCUGCUCUUGUCUCACUGUUAGGAAUGAAGACAGAGAGGAGAGGAACCGAAGAGCCUCAUAUGAUUUUAAAGCAGAGGGGAAUGCAGACUUCGAGGAGAGUCCGAAACCCACUGUGGAAGAGGUGCACUCAUGGGGGCAAUCCUUCGACAAGCUGAUGCACUGCCCUGCUGGAAGAAGUGCCUUUCGGCAGUUUCUGCGCACUGAGUUCAGUGAGGAAAACAUGCUCUUUUGGUUGGCUUGUGAAGAUUUCAGUAAGGAAACCAAUAAGAGCAUCAUCGAGGAGAAGGCACGGGUUAUAUAUGAAGACUACAUCUCCAUUCUCUCACCCAAAGAGGUGAGCCUUGACUCUAGAGUUCGGGAGGUUAUAAACAGGAACAUGCAGGAGCCAUCAUCCCACACAUUUGAUGAUGCCCAGCUCCAGAUAUACACGCUAAUGCAAAGAGACUCAUAUCCUCGAUUCAUGAACUCCCCAGUCUACAUAAGCCUGCUGAAGACAGUCUCUGAGCAGUCGGUGGAAUCUUAGAUCUCUGUGAUCCUUGUUGAAUGCCCCCUCCAUAUCUUUUGUUUUUUACCUUUCCUUGCGCAGAAUAUGUUUAAAAGGACCUCAGUAUGGGUCCUCCCAGGGAUUUUACUGCUAUAGCGAUCUGUACCUGACAAAAAGACACUCAGGUCUCCAGGUCACUGGAUAAAAAAAAUGUCUCAAAUCUCCUGAGGGCUCCUCACCACAAGUACUGCUACAGAUCACCAUAGCAAGAUGCUCCAAAGGAUAAUAAUCUAUUUUAUUUGUGUUUUAUUUUAUUGUUUCUUAUUCUUUUUUUUUAUUUAUUUUUUUUUAUUAAUGUUUGAAGGACAAUGUGAUACCAAUUGUGUGCUAUAUAUAGUAUAUACAGUAGAUAUAUUUAUGAAUUUGUAUUACAUUUCUUCAACUUUUUUGUCUUGUGUUACAAUAUUUAAAGAAAAGGGAAUUAUGGGUACACAGUAUUACCCGUUUCUGAAUAGUGCGUAUGAGAAUCAAAGCUCAAGUCAAAGCAACACUUCAACUGUACCCAGAGGACAUUCUGUGAUACACUAUUGUUUUAGCUACUUCACUAACAACUCUCUGUUAUAAUGACUUGGCAUCUCCAAUGGAAAAUUAAUACUAUCUGCCAUACCACAAGCAUGGCUUUAGUUUGAAAUCAGUGUUAAAGGCUGAGACUGAAGUAAGGUAAAGAAAAAAAAUAUUUAAAUAAAAAAGGACAAAACAAAGGUAUCAUGGAUAAGAAAGAUCAUGUCACAAAAUCUUUGUCACAAAUGAUGAUUACGGAAUAUUAUCAGACAGUAUAUCUCAAAAGGCACCAGGAAAAUGGUUUCCCCUGAUUUCGUAUUCCACAAGACAAUAUCAAGAAGUAUAUUUCUGUAUUUACAGAAAUAUCGUCCAUCAAUAAGUGUUUUUUUUUUCUGUAUCAUUAUAUUAUUCCCAUGCUGCACCCAGAAUGAGCAGCUAAGAGAUGGUUGAACAUGACUAUUCCUUGCAUGUCCUCAACCCAAAGAUACUUUAAAAACAUUUCUAUAUUUAGCUCUGAAUGGACCCUUAUGAGUAGAUGACACCAAAGUAGCCAAGUCCAGUAAAACUGGGUGAUUAGCUUUUUCCUCCAAUAUAACUGACUAGAAUUGGAGCUGCCAAGUUCUUACUAUAUUUUAAGUUCUGUGAAUUACUUUGUUGCCUGACUUUUGAUGUUGCUCAAAGACAAGAUCCUCACUUGGGGAAGUGCCUUGACAUUCAAUUUUGUGACAUCUCUCUCAUUUUAUAUUUAUUUUUUGGCAAUAGUUGAUUUAAACUCUUGCCACAUACAAAGACUCUCUGGGCCUUUGAUCAAUUCAUGAGAUGACACAGUGACUUCUGAAUUGAACCACUGCACUUCAUUUGCCUCUAGUUUUGAAGAGGAAACAAUCACCAUUGUUUUUUUUUUGAGUGCUGAAGUCACCAUAUUUAAGGAAGCAGGUUUGUUUGUUUAUCAGGUAGAGAUGAGGACAAAUCAUUACGAUUAUUGAUCUGAGGCCAAACGUCUAUCUGCCAACAUGUUUUUCAUGGUGGUGAUUCUACUUGUCUUAGACUAAAUAUGUGCAAUUGAUAUGUGCAAUUUGAGCUGAUGGAUUCACCACAUAGAUCAACCUCAUACACAAUCUAAGCCAAUGGUUUGGAGUUAUACUGCCUAUAAGUGUUUUUUUUUCUUUCACUUUUUGUUGUGGUUCUGUAAAUUAUACAAAAAGUGUUAUUUUCCAAUCAGUUUACAUACAAAUUAUACUAAAUUUUUUAACAUGUUAAUGUUUACAGUAAUCAGAUUAGGUUUUUUUUUCUGUUUUAUUGAACUGAGAAAAAUAAAGAUUUGUGGGCAUUUGGAAUCUUUAAGAUACAAUAAAGCACAAUAAUUUUAAAAUGCAUGAUUGUUUUAAGAGAUUAAACAUUCUGUGAGAUCCCCCUGCCUAUAUGCAUUUUCCUAUAUAGUUUUAGUACUUCUGACAAGCAUGGACGGACUAAGGCCCCAGGGUACCCAGCGUCUUGAUAGGCCCCCUCUUGAAUUUCCAAAUAAAAACUAUUGCAUUGCAAAUAUGAGUCACAAUUGCAAGAUAUAAAGUUGCAAUUAUGAGAAUGAACUCACCAUGUUUGUACUACAUUGCGAAAGAGACAACAAUAUAUCAUGACUAUAAGAUGCAAACUGCUGCAAUGCUAUGCUCUGAAAGCACGUCCUACUGUCUCACAAAAUUUAACUUCUCAAGUAAAUGUAUCUUGUUUUACAUUUUUUACUGUAAAACAUGACAAAAUAAUGAUCUGUGCAAUGUACUUUGUAAAAAAAAAAAAUGAAUUGUGUCCAAUAAUAUAAUUUAUUGCUCUAUUUUGUUAUUGAACAUAUAUUAAUGAUCCAAAUGUUCAACAUAAUCUCAUCAAUAGUAUGCAUUUGGUUGGUUGGUUUGUUUGGUGUCCAUUUAUAGUGGAGUGUAACAAAUGCCACUGACUGCCCACUCCCUCUGCUCUGGAGAGGAUGCACCUGGGAACCUCAAAAAAGAACCCUGCUGGAAGUGUCCUCCCCAUUUUGCUGCGUCUAAAGGUAAAGUUGGUGUGUACAUAAGAACACUCAUCAUGUAAAUAUCUUUUCUUAUUAAAGAGUGGGUUAGCUCCUUUUCAUAACAUUUUAAACUACCGUAAAGAUGCUGAGGUCUUAGGAUGUGAACAGUCGCCUCCUGUUUUCCAUAUGCACAAAAGGACAUCAAGAACAAUCAGCAAUGGGUUGUUUGUUAUUCAAAUUAGGCAUUGCUAAUGCAAGGGGCUUGUUAAGACAUCAAGGCAGUAGUGUAGCAAAACCAUUUGGGACCAAAAAAUAAAUAAAAAUAAACAGCAAUAGAAAUUCACAAAACUCUGGGACAUGACAGCACAAUCAAACCUGGCUUCUCAUUUGGUCAUAAAUGGCAAGUACCACCUACUUUGUAUUGAUUACUGAUGUCAAAAUUAACAUUAAGCAUUUAAUAGUAUUCUUCUGCAUGGAAGUUGUUCAGCUUCUACCAAUUCAAGAACCUCUCCCUACUUUCAGCAUGAACUCCUAAGAAUCUCUCUCUUCUGAGUAGUUCUCAGAAGUUAUUAGUUGCUCAGGAAAUAAUCUUUGAAACGGUUAGUUUGUUAAAAGCUGUAAUUACUGCAGUGUGUAGACAAGCCAAUUUGACUGCCUACAGUAUUGUUUCCAAAGACACAUUUCAUUUUUUAAUACCACACUCCAGUCUCUGUACUUUUACACAUAACACAUACAGUUUACAUGCACCGAAUCACAAGAUAAUGCAAAAUUUCAGCCGUAAUCUAAAACCCUAUCACACACCACUAUAAAAGGUUGUUAAAAUAAAUCUUAUGAAUCCAGGGUUAGGGUGUAAAUCUCAGAUGUUUACUUUUAAGAGUUUUAAAUUAUUUUUUAAAUGGCUAAAGGCAUAUACUGAUAUAAUCACUAGAUCUUACAAAGAAACAUGAGUCCUUGCAAAAGUGAAACUGCAAAAGCUCACAAUAUAAUGCCACCUUGACAAGCUUUAAAUCCACACUGAC
Molecule: messenger RNA, 4407 nt
Organism: Myxocyprinus asiaticus (Chinese sucker)
Lineage: Eukaryota; Metazoa; Chordata; Actinopteri; Cypriniformes; Catostomidae
Product: regulator of G-protein signaling 20-like
Exons: 6
Coding region: 181-867 (228 amino acids)
Source: RefSeq, a predicted model, not a curated record